CUUAAGCUCUACUUAGACCCUGGCACCUUGAAGAAGGACAGACGUUCGCCCAAGUCUUUUUUCUUGUCGCUCAGACUGCGAGAUUGAACAACGCACAACGGACGACGGCUUGCGAGCUACACAAUUACCCAUUCAUACACACACUUUUACAAGCACAUCCUUCCCAAUUCCCAGCUUAAAACCUGCGCUCGCAAUCCCACCCACCCACCGCGACGCCGCGAAGGCGAAACGGAAGAAGCGCAAUAAAAAUGUCGUCACUAACAACCUCAACCCUCGAAUCCCACAUCGCCUCCCUCCAAUCCACCCUCUCGUUCCUGACCUCCGCGCUCGACGACCUCGACUCCUCUGGCCCCCAUGAGACCUCCGAUCGCGAUCCAGAGUGGCUCGCCACAGACCUCAUAAGCCUGAAGGGCAAGACCGGCAUGCUCGUCGACGAGAUGCGCCGCGUGCGGAAGAGGAUGGUGAGCGAGGGCGUAAGACCCGCGCCUGCGGCGUUUGGGUCGCCGGGGGGUGCGAAGAGGAAACGGGAGCGGGAGAGGUUGGGUGAUGGGGAGGGAGGCUCGAAAAGGUUGAGCAUUGAGGGCGUGAAGAGGAACUCUUCUCCACCCCCGGCUGAGACUCACGGCGCCGACGUAAAGGAUGGUGGGGAGGAAGAAGAGGGGGGAGCGGAAGGGGGGUACCAAGUCCAGUACGUCGAUGUGUCGGCGGAAGUUCACAAGCGGCUGAGGGAGUCGCGGCUACGACAGCUCAUGGAGUCGCCGAAGACAGCUCAAAAGAGGAAGUUCGACGACACGGUUGGUUCUGGGGAUGAGGUGGAGCUGGAAGGAGGGGACAAGGAGAGGGAGGUGGAGUUGUUGCUUAGGAGUCCCCAGAAGAAGAUUAAGAUGAUUGGGGGGUUGCAGCAGGUUGCGAGGUUUUUUUCGCGGCGGGGUGCUGGUGAGGAUGGGGAGAAGGGGAAGGAGGGUGGUGGGAGUGGUGGAACGACGGCGAAGAGUGUGACGAGGGGGGAGGAUGAGAGGGAGGAUAGGGGGAAUGUUAAGAGGAGGAGGAUAUGAAUCGCAGAUGAAGAUCGAUUCCCAGAGCGGUGUACCAACAAUCAUUUGUAAUAUCAACAUUCUUGCAUAGGCGUGUAUUCUCAGGGCAGCAUCAGCAUUCAGCAUGGCUUCAGCAUCAAUUAGGCCAUCAAGUGGUCGAUUCCGUAACACUUUGCGGAUUGUAUAGUAAUUUAUCAACCUGAACUGUCCAGCAGGACAAUCAAGUCACAAUAAAAGCUCC
Aaosphaeria arxii CBS 175.79 is the source of this 1275-nucleotide messenger RNA. RefSeq lists its product as uncharacterized. The record is from RefSeq and is a predicted model, not a curated record. Bases 249 to 1055 code for a protein of 268 amino acids. NCBI's taxonomy places the organism in Eukaryota, Fungi, Ascomycota, Dothideomycetes, Pleosporales. The transcript has a single exon.